AUGGGUAAUCUAAUCCGAUUACUGCUAGUAGUGCUGGCUUGUUUGCAUGUUGAAGCAACGCUUGCACAUCGUGCAGGUUCGAACUGUACCACAAUUUCCAAAAGACGAGAAUGGGCGAAUAUGGCAGAUGCCGAUAAGAAGGCCUAUAUCGCUGCAGAGCAAUGUCUUUUCAAAUCACCCCAAAAACUCAAUAAGAUGCCUGGCGCAAAGACUCGUUGGGACGAAUUCGUGUCUCUACAUCAAAUCCAUGCUCUUCAAAUCCAUAGCACUGGACAAUUCCUGCCAUACCAUCGGUACUUCCUCAACGUUCAUCAAGCUUUGCUAGCUGAAUGUGGGUACACUGGCGGUCUUCCAUGGUGGGACGAAACCAAAGACGCCGGAAAAUUCUCCAAAGCCAAAGUUUUCGACAAAAUCCUCGGAUUCGGUGGGAGCGGUCAAGGCUCGAAAAACUGCGUAGCCGAUGGACCAUAUGCCAAUUUACAGGUCAACAUUGGUCAAGGCUUUCAGACAAAUCCUCGCUGCGUCAAUCGCAAGUUGACUGACAGUUUGAGCUCUAGCUGUAGUGCGAAGGACGUGGCUACUGCCAUAAGUGGUAAAGAUUAUGAUGCUGCUUGGCUUGCUAUCUACAUGGGACCUCAUUUGUAUGGUCAUAUGGCAUUAGCAAUGAUGGAUGGAGAUUCAAUCACCUCGUCCGGCGAUCCUCUCUUCAUGAUGCAUCACGGCUUCGUCGACAAGAUGUGGUGGGAUUGGCAAAGCAAAGAUCUCGCAAAACGACUAACCGACAUGGGCGGUCCUAACGCUCAAGAUCCCGCCGUAGGUUUCAUCGAGUUUGGUGGAGGUACCGAGUCGCAAUCCAAGAUGUGGGGAAAACCAACUGCUGCCAUGCUGGCUGUUACUCCAGACCCUACUGCUGGCGAUAAUGGUAAUAUCACCACCUUAAACCAUGUGCUUUCGUCUCUGGGAAUCAUUCCAGAUGCAACUGUCAGAGAUGUCAUGGAUAUCAAGGGCGGGUAUCUGUGUUAUGAAUAUGUUUGA
Molecule: messenger RNA, 1035 nt
Organism: Glarea lozoyensis ATCC 20868
Lineage: Eukaryota; Fungi; Ascomycota; Leotiomycetes; Helotiales; Helotiaceae
Product: Di-copper centre-containing
Exons: 4
Coding region: 1-1035 (344 amino acids)
Molecular function (GO): oxidoreductase activity
Source: RefSeq, a predicted model, not a curated record